Molecule: messenger RNA, 643 nt
Organism: Telopea speciosissima
Lineage: Eukaryota; Viridiplantae; Streptophyta; Magnoliopsida; Proteales; Proteaceae
Product: BTB/POZ domain-containing protein SR1IP1-like
Exons: 3
Coding region: 41-643 (200 amino acids)
Source: RefSeq, a predicted model, not a curated record
AUUUUCUUGCUCUAUUCUUCUGUUCAAUUCUUUGUUCUUCAUGUGUUCUGGAGAUUCUUCUCUGAAGAAAACCCAAACAGUUCUGGCUUUCUGGUUUCCAUCAUGUGGGAAUCAGAGAGUGAGUCUGUUAUGGGAAGAGAGUAUGGAGAUGGAGUCCUCAGUUCAAGUAACCAUGGAGUUAAGACUGAUGGGGGAACGAAGAGAUCAGUCAUGGUAUGUUGCUACUGAUAUUCCAAGUGAUGUUCUAGUUCAAGUUAGAGAUGUUAGUUUCCACUUACAUAAGCAUCCCUUGCUCUCCCAGAGUGGAAAGAUGAAUAGAAUCAUAUAUGAAUCACGAGAUGCAGACCUGAACAUGAUUGUGUUGGAUGACCUUCCAGGUGGAGCUGAUGCAUUUGAGCUUGCAGCAAAAUUCUGCUCUGGGAUUGCAAUUGAUCAGAAAGAUGCAAAUAUCGCAGGCCUUAGAAUGACUUACAAAGACUCUAUAAAAGUUUCUUUUAAUCACUAUUUUGUGUUGGAUCAAAUGAAUAUCUUGGAAAAUCUUCUAGUUUUAGAAUUUUGCUACCACUUCAUUGUAACUGCUGCAGAAAAAUAUACAAAUAAAAGGUUUGGAAAAUUGAAUCUUUCCAAUGAGAACUGCAAGUGA